Molecule: messenger RNA, 2757 nt
Organism: Cyclopterus lumpus (lumpfish)
Lineage: Eukaryota; Metazoa; Chordata; Actinopteri; Perciformes; Cyclopteridae
Gene: efcab7
Product: EF-hand calcium binding domain 7
Exons: 13
Coding region: 203-2092 (629 amino acids)
Molecular function (GO): calcium ion binding
Source: RefSeq, a predicted model, not a curated record
GUUUACCUAGCAACAGACGGCAAGGUAGCAACGGUGUUUCCCUGCUCACGCGAAUCUGGCUAAAUAAUGCAUCACGGUGUGUUAAAAAAGUAAAAAUAACAGCGUUUGUGUCUGUCGUCUGAUUGUAUAAGCGGAAGUGGGCUAAAUUAGCUCGCUGUAAAUUAGCGAACGAUAAGCAGGUCGAUCCCUCCUCGAUCCUAAGAUGUCUUUUCCAGAGUCCCCUCGUCCUUCUGAGGAAGAGGAGGCUUUCUACGUGCAGUGUCGAGCCGCGUACCUCGCUGUGUUCAAGUCUAGUUUGACCAAUAUUGCUUCGAAACAGCAGCUGUGUCGUGCUCUACAGCAGGCUGGUAGAAAUCCAGCCCAUGCAACUCUUAAUAAAUACUGGACCCCGAGAACAUCCAAACUGAACUUUGAUGACUUCUGUGAGAUUCUUAAAAAUGAGAAGAAAACUGAGGAAAGUGAGCUAAUGAGAGCCUUCAAAAAGAUGGAUUUGAACAGUGAUGGCUUCGUCUCACACAGUGAACUGGAGAAGGCCCUUACCACUAGAGGAGAGAAAAUGACCACUGAAGAGGUGAAUGCUAUUUUUUCAUUGGCUGACAUCAACAAAGACGGCAAACUGGACUAUGCAGAAUUCUGCAGAUUGCUCGUGUCUACAGUAGAGCAGUGUCAGGUGGCUGCUUUAGAGAGGCUCGAGGCAAAUGCCAAGCUGAAGAGACAGAACUUUGGCAGUCGGUCAUACAGCCCACCGAAGAGCUCAGUGUCAUCAGCAUCAUCGUCAUCAUCAGCAGCAGCAGCAGCAGCACAAGCGGCAGCGACUCUCCCUCAACCUCCAGAAACACUCCGGGCAGAAUCAGACACCACACUCAAGAAAGACAGCAGAUCAUCCUCCCGUCCUUCUUCUGCUCGCAGCAGACGGUCGUCACUGUCAAACUCAAUCACGAUGACAUCCAGCAGCUCUAAGGCCAGCAAGAUACCAGAGCCUUCAGGCUUACAGGAGUGGCAUCACAGUUAUAUGAAGGGCUGUUUCUUCUUGGAGGAUGAUGGGAGUAUCAGCUGUCUGCAGUACCAGCUCCACGUUCCCCAGACGACCAACGUCUACCUGACCAUCCGACCACUCAGCCUCAGCCACGGACCCGACAAGCCUUCUUCGUGGAUGACAGUGGACACGGCUCUUUUUGCAAUGGCAGCUGGUGAAACCAAAGAGGACUCAACUUUAGUGGGUUUCACUGAGUCAAAGGACAAAGAAAAAUAUGUUUGGAAAGGAGAACUGCAUGCUGGGACUUAUUACCUGCUUCCCUUCAGCAGUGGAUGCAAACUAAAGAAAAGGAGCAAAAAGAGCCCGUCUAAUAGACCUAUAGAGCUCGUCUACAGGACUGACUCUGGAGAACUAGACCUCACCAGAGAGCUCAGGGAGGUGCUGUCGGACAUCUUUGAGGUGAUAGACCUGGAUGGCAAUGGUUUGCUCAGCCUGGAGGAGUACAAUUUCUUUGAGCUGAGGACCAGUGGAGAGAAAUGUGACAAAGAUGCCUGGGCUGUCUGCAAAGAGAACUUUGAUAUGAGGAAGAACCAGCUGACACAGCAGGGCUUCAUGGAGCUCAACCUGAUGGAGGCCACAGAGAAAGAUGGAGACCCUGCAGACUUGUGGGUCAUCUUGGAAGCCAUGGGCUUCAACCACAUGCUGGAGCUAGUAGAUGCUUGUCCAUUCCGGAUAGAUGUACACUGUGAAGGCACUCAGCCAUCCAUCCAGCCACUCAGUAUGGACUCAGGGCCCAAGCUUCAGAACCAGGCUCUCCAGAAGUCCAUCACAGCCAGGACAGGGGCCAAAGCACUGAGAGGACAAGACAACGUCUUCAUCUACACCUACCGAGGAGAACACAGGAUCUCCUCCCUCAUAGCCAACAAGAGCAACCAGAAAGUCACCGUCCAUGUGAACAAUGAGCAGAGCAGGAACUGCUGCAGCAGCAGAGGCAUGAGCGUGUUCGCAGUCGAGGUGCCAGGAAGGACAAAGAUGGUGUGCCAACACAUUCUGCCCAUCAAUGAGAGACAGGAUUGGACCUACAACUGUGUUGAGACCAUACUGCCCUGCGCGUAAAGCCGCACUGUCAUCACUCAGCGACGCUAGUGAUGUGCACAGAGAGAUAGAGGGUCCAUAACAUAGAAACUGUUCUAUACCCACCGGCAAUUUGAAACGUGUCGUCGGACCAAAUGUGUUUUGUAGGUCCAGAAAGAGCACAGCCUGAUCCUUUCAGCUUUUAGAACUCACCUGUGGGUUUCAUAACGCCUUGUAUGUCAGACACCAGGCGCUGAGACCCUGUGGCUGCUUCUAGCCAAUCAGCAAGAGCGGUGUUCCAGAAGCUCAGUGACUCGAUGCAUCCGAGGCAUUAACCAUUGAUGGCAGCUGAGGAUGGUCACUCUGGUCAUAACAUGGAGCUGAUAAUGGUUGUUACUGCUUUUGUUGUUGUGCCUUUGACAUGCUUCAGUUAAUGAAUUCUGUUUACAAAUAUUAACACUUUAAAUGUAUAGAGUGCAUAGAUUAAGGACUAAAUUGCCAACACCACAUUUGAAUUAAUAAUUCAUCUUUUAAAUGAUGGCUAUUGUCUAAAUAAGUCUACUAUUGUUUCUGUAACAUCAAUAUACAUGUUGUAUACCAUUGAAAUUGGUUUUAUAUAGAUUGAUAUUUACCAUACUUAUAUUCUGUAAAUGUGUUGCUUAUGCAUCAUCACGCUCUUCAAUCAUAAUUAAAUGAAAGACAAUGUU